Molecule: messenger RNA, 2361 nt
Organism: Vigna radiata var. radiata (mung bean)
Lineage: Eukaryota; Viridiplantae; Streptophyta; Magnoliopsida; Fabales; Fabaceae
Exons: 7
Coding region: 1223-2194 (323 amino acids)
Source: RefSeq, a predicted model, not a curated record
AACUUGCCUCACGAGCCAUGCAUGAGACUGUAGCUGGGUGAUUCUUUCCCUGCAGAUGCGAACUACGUUUCUGCUUCACUAACCGCAGUUACACGCUUCAUGGAAUGUCUCUCAUAAACGAAUUAUCUGGAAAACACGAUUCUUCUCUCGAGAGAUGAAGUUCAUUGCACUGAGUUGUACGGUUCGGCGAGCUCUGCUCAAUGGCCGCAGCUGCAACGGCCUCGGUACGACGGCGGUGAUGGCGUAUGCGGCGCCGGAAACGAGGCUUCUCUGUGCCGGCGCAGCCAAUGGAGGUGAAGCUGCGGGAGAAAGAGUUAUAUACGGAUUUUAUAUUCGAAUUUUUACCGCCUUAAAAUUUGUAUGUAAAAUCCGCAUAUAAUUUUGUAGAAAAAUUUGGAAGGAUAUGAUCCGUAUGUAAUUUGAGAGAAUUCGUAGAAACAAAUGUUACAUAAGAAAAUUAAGUUAGGGUUCAUUAAUUCGAAGCCUCUUUAGUAGAACCCCACUCAAUUUUUUUCUGUGGAACCUUCACUCGAGCUCUCCUUUCUGGAAUUCUUCUCCAACCCUCGUACCAGUUCGAAGCUUUUUCCCCAUCUUCUCUCGAACACCAAACAAUCUCGUGGUGCCUCCUUCACGAAACAAUCUCCUUCAUCAGACACAUUCGUUCGGCCUUCGUGGUUCGGUGACAGACAUUGUCGUUCAGUUAGGGUGACGGUGAGACCACUUAGUUCGGUUGUUACAGGCAUCGAUUGAGGUGACUGUGUUGCUGUUUAAGGAUUGUGUUGCGAAGGCCGUUAGCAAGGAACCAGAAAGGACAUGGCAUCAUGUGGUUGUGACCCUUCUCCUCUUCCUUCAGAAAAAUCUGAUAAGGGGAAGGGGAAGAAAUCUAAUGUGGUGAAGUUGUUGUCACGAAUAAAUGUUGCAACUUGCUCAAAUAGUCAGCCAACUACACCUACAUGUGCAUCCACGGGUAGAUCUGUUCCACCUCCAUUGCAAGUUCCUACUUUCACACCCUCUCCACCACCAGUUCAUGUUGAUCGAUUGUCAUCACUCUCUCCCCAUAUUGGUUCAAACCCAUCAACUCCCAUAACCAUUGCACCAUCACCUGGUACAGAGGAUGCAAGUCCCCAUUCAAGUUCAGCCAUGAAUGACGUAGAAGACGGUUCCAACGGUCGUCCAAUGAUUACACCUGUUCGAGGAGAGUAACGAAAAAUAUUACAAAUUCAUGUUUUAUCCUUCAAAAACUGCAUCGAAAGCAAUCACAGCCACCAUCAAGCAACAGUUUGAUAAGCCAUGGUUAACAUGGAGACAAAUCCCUAAUACAGACAAAGGUGUUUUCUUCGAGAGUUUUAAGAAAAAGGUUUCAUGGAAGAUUGAAGAUGAAGGAAAGGUGAAAAGAAAUUUUCAUUUUAAGGCAUCUCAUAGAUUGGCAAAGAUGUUUAAAAAGGCUCGAAAAGAAGGAAAAAAACCUAAUUGGAUGGGGGAUAAUGUUUGGAACGGUCUUCUAGAGAAGUGGAACAUGCCACUUUAUAGGCAAAAGUCUGAUAUGGCCAAGAAGAAUCGAACAUCUGAGAAGGGUGGCAAUUUGCACAUUGGGGGAUCUAUUAGUGUGAAUGACCAUGCUAUUCAUUUGUCACAAGACCUUGGUCGCUCAGUGCAUGUUGACGAAAUCUGCCAGCAGACACAUAUUCAUUGCUCAACAAAAGAAUUUAUUGAUGAAAGGUCUAGGCGGACACAUGAAGAAUUUCAAACAAGAUUUUCUAGAGUAAUAUCUGAGACUGCAUCUGUUGUUGCAUCAACAUCUAGUCCCCUAGACCCUGCAGAGGAGGAAAGAUUGAGGAAUCGAUGUAGGUUAGAGGCUGCGAGUGGAAGGUACAAGGGACGCGUAUACGACAUUGGAAAUGUCAAUAUUCAAGAUGACUGUGUCAACAGUUACAUACGACAGACACAAGCAUCUCCUAUUCAGCAAUCGAAUGCAGAGGUCUUGCAUAACCUCAAAAUGCAAAUAGCAAGCCAAGAACAACAGUUGAGACAUAUGACUUCUCGGUGGCAAGGCUUUAUUGGUGCCAUCAUACAGUUCCUUCCGCCUCCGGCAGUUGCAGUUGCACAACAAUUUCUUCAACAUCAAAUUAAUGAACAAAAAAGUGUGCCACAGAAUGAUGUUCAAGCACAAGAUCAACCAGCAGAUCAACCAUAACAUCAACCAGAAGAUCAACCUGAAGAUGAAAAUGAUUACAUGAUUAUUAGUAUUUGUUAUCUUUAGAAUUUGUAUGACUAUUUAUUAAACAAUCUAGAAUUUCUUUAUGACUUUAGUUAUGUUUAGAUUUCUGACUCUAUUAAACAAUCUAAAACUUCUUUAUGACA